AGGAAUUUGCUCGAAGAAUUAUGUGAGUAGGUGGCAACCGAUUACAAACUCAAGCGCUUAUCUCCAUCCAAUUAACCAAACUCCAUCCCUUUGGCAGCUCGUGGACCCAACUUUUUGCACCUCCUCCCAACUCUCUCUCGAAUUUUUCUUAUCUACUCAAUCCUACAUGAUCAAGGAUUCUUAACAGAAUCAUUAAUUAUCUUAUCAAGAAUUCGAAAUUUUCCCAAAUUAGUCCACAAGCGGCACAAUUUCUGAAAUCAAAUCCUUAUUAAAUCACUCCAAAAUGGAAACAACUUUGAUCAAGGUCCACACUGAUUUCGAUUAUCAAUUAAAACCCUCUCAAACCCAGAGCUUUUCGGUACCCAACUUCAUAAACAAUCAGGUAAAAAUUACUGACGAUCCGUUCCAGAUAUCCGACAUAGAGAUGAUUACUUUUCAGUCUGUGGUCUAUACCAGUCUCAAAGACCUGUUGCCCUCCUCGCCGCCGGCUGGGAUUUCGCCUACGAGCAGCCGGAAAGAUAGUUGGCGUGAAAUUCCGAUUAAAGACCCACUUCUUCAGCAUGCUGCGUGGGCUUAUCUUCAGCCGAUGACGACGGCGUGUGACGCUGAUGAUCGUAAUUGUUUUGUGAAGAUGAAGGAUAGGUGUGGUGGGUUGUUUGAGUGCUUCGGAGGGAUCAUUAUUAACGGCGUCGUAGUGCGGACAAUUAAAGGGUGGUUUAACCACGGAGGUAGAGAGAGUGAGGAAGAAGUGGACGGCAUUGGGUCUGAUAAAGUGGACUGAUACAAUACAAAGCGGCUUUUUUCCAGCUUAGGUUUCCUCGACUAAUUGAUAGAUAGAGUUUUUAUGAUUUGUGUAUAGAGAUAGAUAGAGUUUGUCUCAAUUGCUGGGUGAGAUGUAAAUAUAGAAUUAAAAUUGGUGAAAAUUUUCAUUGUGUCGAGGGAGAAGAAAGUGAUUUGCUUAGUUUAUUUUUUUUUUUUUUAACGGUAAAAAAUAUUCGGAUUAACUUUGGAGUUUGUUUUUUUUCAGUUUUGGUUGGAGCUUUCAUUGU
This is a messenger RNA of Ilex paraguariensis (yerba mate), 1049 nucleotides long. The record is from the annotation of a GenBank genome assembly. Lineage: Eukaryota; Viridiplantae; Streptophyta; Magnoliopsida; Aquifoliales; Aquifoliaceae.